CCAUACAGUCUGCAUGAAUAUAGUGUUUCUUCUGUUUCUUCAUAUCCCUUCCUCAGCAAUCCCAAACUGCGUGCCCUGGCAACAGCCCUGUCCCCAGGCUUCCUGAGGUUUGGUGGCACUGAGACUGAUUUUCUCAUCUUUGAUCCCAACAAGGAUUCAACUUUGGAAGAAAAAAUCCUCUGGGAACUUCAGGCCCAGCAAGAGUCUUGUGGCUCAAGGCCUGCGUUUGCUGCUGUUGAGAAGCUACUGCUGGCCCAGUGGCCUAACCAGGAGAAACUGAUUCUUGCAGAGCAUAACCGGAAAAAGCACAAAAACACCACCAUUACAAGGAAUACGUUGGAUAUUCUCUACAGCUUUGCAGACUGCUCAGGGUUUCACCUGGUCUUUGGGCUCAACGCCUUGCUGCGGAAAGAUGGCUUGCAGUGGGACAGCUCGAACGCCCACACGCUGCUGGAUUACUGUGCCUCACAGAGGUACAACAUCUCCUGGGAGCUUGGGAAUGAGCCAAAUAGCUUCAGGAAGAAAUCAGGUGUCUACAUCGAUGGCUUCCAACUAGGGCAAGAUUUUAUUCACCUACGCCAACUUCUGAGUAACUAUACCCUCUACCGGAACACAAAGCUGUAUGGUCCCGAUGUCGGGCAGCCCCGAAAGCACACACAGAGACUGCUGAGAAGUUUCCUGAAAUCAGGAGGGAAGGUGAUCGAUUCUGUCACAUGGCAUCAUUACUAUGUUAAUGGACGAAGUGCAACGAGGAAAGAUUUCUUGAGCCCUGAAGUGCUGGAUACCUUUGCCACAGAUGUACACGAAGUCCUGGAGAUUGUUCGUGGGACUGUGCCUGACAAGAAGGUCUGGCUGGGAGAGACGAGCUCUGCCUAUGGAGGGGGAGCUCCCAGGCUGUCCAACACUUACGUUGCUGGCUUUAUGUGGCUGGACAAACUUGGGCUUUCAGCCAGGAAAGGGAUUGACGUGGUGAUGAGACAGGUUUUCUUUGGGGCAGGGACCUAUCACCUGGUGGAUGCUAACUUUGAGCCUUUGCCGGACUACUGGCUCUCGCUGCUCUACAAGAAGCUGGUGGGUACCAAGGUGCUGCAAGUCGGCCUGGCAGGAGCCGAUGAGAGGAAGCUCCGUGUCUACCUCCACUGCACAAAUGCCCUCCAUCCAAAGUACAGAGAAGGGGACGUGACGCUGUUUGCCUUAAACCUCUACAACGUUACCCAACGUUUGCAGCUACCGAAUUACCUAUCAAGCAAGCAUGUGGAUCAGUACCUCUUACUGCCUCAUGGCAAGGAGAAUAUACUUUCCAGGUCUAUUGAGCUGAAUGGCCGUGUGCUACGGAUGGUGGAUGACAAAACGCUGCCAGAGCUUACCGAAAAAACACUGGGUCCCGGCAGCAUCCUUGGCCUUCCAGCCUUCUCUUACGGCUUUUACGUUAUCAAAAAUGCCAAAGCUAUUGCUUGCAUUUAA
Apaloderma vittatum (bar-tailed trogon) is the source of this 1464-nucleotide messenger RNA. RefSeq names its product heparanase (gene HPSE). Gene Ontology annotation, cellular component: extracellular matrix; membrane. The record is from RefSeq and is a predicted model, not a curated record. Gene Ontology annotation, molecular function: hydrolase activity, acting on glycosyl bonds. The transcript is spliced from 11 exons. The annotation marks the transcript as partial. Lineage: Eukaryota; Metazoa; Chordata; Aves; Trogoniformes; Trogonidae.